Cavia porcellus (domestic guinea pig) is the source of this 7933-nucleotide messenger RNA. RefSeq names its product cAMP responsive element binding protein 5 (gene Creb5). Gene Ontology annotation, molecular function: DNA-binding transcription factor activity, RNA polymerase II-specific; cAMP response element binding. The transcript is spliced from 11 exons. Gene Ontology annotation, biological process: regulation of transcription by RNA polymerase II. Bases 137 to 1642 code for a protein of 501 amino acids. The record is from RefSeq and is a predicted model, not a curated record. NCBI's taxonomy places the organism in Eukaryota, Metazoa, Chordata, Mammalia, Rodentia, Caviidae.
CGUGACGUCACCGGGGGGGUGAUGUAAUGCACUCUAAAUAGAAUGUAUUGUAAUCUUUGCUCAGUCCAACGUGGUCCCUUCACCCAGGCUCCGCUCUUGCCUUCUCCACACUUGUUUGAUUUAUGAGGAAUCCAAGAUGAAUUUGGAGCAGGAGAGGCCUUUCGUCUGCAGUGCCCCCGGAUGCUCCCAGCGCUUCCCAACCGAGGAUCAUCUGAUGAUUCACAGGCACAAGCAUGAAAUGACCUUGAAGUUUCCCUCCAUAAAAACAGAUAAUAUGUUAUCAGAUCAGACCCCGACCCCCACGAGGUUCCUGAAGAACUGUGAGGAGGUGGGCCUCUUCAGCGAGCUGGACUGCUCCUUCGAGCAUGACUUCAGGAAGGUUCAGGAAGAGGAGAACAGCAAGCGGAAUAUCUCAAUGCAUAAUACAGUCAGCGGGGCCAUAACAGGGCCCGGAGCUCACCAGCUUGGCAGCACUCGGAUGCCCAACCACGACACCAGCGUUGUGAUUCAGCAAGCCAUGCCUUCGCCCCAGUCCAGCUCUGUCAUCACACAGGCACCAUCUACCAACCGCCAGAUUGGGCCUGUCCCAGGCUCUCUCUCUUCUCUGCUACAUCUCCACAACAGACAGAGACAGCCCAUGCCAGCCUCCAUGCCCGGAACCCUGCCCAACCCAACCAUGCCUGGAUCUUCUGCUGUCUUGAUGCCGAUGGAGAGACAAAUGUCAGUGAACUCCAGCAUCAUGGGGAUGCAAGGUCCAAAUCUCAGUAACCCCUGCGCUUCUCCUCAAGUCCAGCCAAUGCAUUCAGAAGCCAAAAUGAGGCUGAAAGCCGCGUUGACUCAUCAUCCUGCUGCCAUGUCCAAUGGGAACAUGAACACCAUGGGACACAUGAUGGAAAUGAUGGGCUCCCGGCAGGACCAGACGCCGCACCAUCACAUGCACUCACACCCACAUCAGCACCAGACGCUGCCGCCCCACCACCCCUACCCGCACCAGCACCAGCACCCAGCACACCACCCUCACCCUCAGCCCCAUCACCAGCAGAGCCACCCACAUCAUCACUCUCAUUCCCACCUCCACGCACACCCGGCACAUCACCAGACCUCGCCACACCCGCCCCUGCACACCGGCAGCCAAGCACAGGUUUCACCAGCCACACAACAGAUGCAGCCAACCCAGACAAUACAGCCGCCCCAGCCCACAGGGGGGCGCCGGCGGAGGGUGGUGGAUGAGGAUCCCGACGAGAGGCGCCGGAAAUUUCUGGAACGGAACCGGGCAGCUGCCACCCGCUGCAGACAGAAGAGGAAGGUCUGGGUGAUGUCACUGGAAAAGAAAGCAGAAGAACUCACCCAGACAAACAUGCAGCUUCAGAAUGAAGUUUCUAUGUUGAAAAAUGAAGUGGCCCAACUGAAGCAGUUGUUAUUAACACAUAAAGACUGUCCAAUAACAGCCAUGCAGAAAGAAUCACAAGGAUAUUUAAGUCCAGAGAGUAGCCCUCCUGCAAGUCCUGUCCCAGCUUGCUCGCAGCAGCAAGUCAUCCAGCAUAACACCAUCACUACUUCCUCAGCGGUCAGCGAGGUCGUAGGAAGCUCCACCCUCAGCCAGCUCACUACCCACAGAACAGACCUGAAUCCGAUUCUUUAAAGUGCACGGGUCAAACCUUGCCUCCAAGAAGAGUUGUAGCAUAUCAUGCAACCUUUCUCUUAAGGGCAUUUUUAAAAUUCACUCAGACCUGGAAGACUCCUCAGCCCUUCAAAGACUGGCUUUCAUUUUUAUAGUUACUAUGGAAAAUGUUGUCUUUUAUACUUAGUUAUAUAAGAAAAAAGGGAGUUAUGCAAUUAAUAUCUAUCAGCUUGGGAAAUGCUUUGGUGCUUUCCUCCAAUUUUCUGGUACCAAUUACUUGUUUAUAAACAGAACUUUUUCUGUAUAUAGCCAUGGUUUCAUUCUUAUCAGUCCAACCCUUUGCCUGAAAUAAUGAAUCUUGUUAAACCACAGCUUUUAGCCAAAAUGAGGCAUACCUAGAUGUCAAGUGAGCCGGAUCCAAGAUAACUGGGUAGGAAAUCUGAUGACCUCAAAACUCAUGUUGAGUUUGUGCUGUGCGGUCACCAGAAUCCCAAAUACACAGCCUUUCCUAUGACUUUUUUCUCUAAAAUUAUAAGAUCCAUCAGUGUCCUAAUAAAAACACCAAGCACCUCACCACUCUCCUCCUCUUUGUGCACUUGUUCAAAUGUCCAGUUUCCCUCUCCAUGUCCAUUUUGUAUCUUGGGCUCCCUGUUUACUCUUCAUUUGAACUAUCUUCUGCUCCACCUCCUUUAGCACUGCAUGUGAAGAAGAAAAUAAUGUUAAAAGAAAAAGAAAAACAAACCUCAAAAAAUGCAGAUCUAGCCAUCGCUUCACUUGCCUGUAACCCACAGCUGGAGUUCAUUCAAUUCUUGCUUUUCGCAAAAUAGUAACCAGGAGAUGUUUGGUGUGCCUGAUUUAAUGUUUUUAAUAAUCAGAGCAAAUAAAAAGGUGGUUUAGCUAUAGGUGAAGCACUGUUGAGUGCCAGCUGUGGAGACACCAGGGAAGGGAGCUUUGUAAGUACGCCCCAAUUGUGAAAGUCCAAAUUAUGAUGCGGGGCUAUAACAUCACACCCUUGAGUUACAACUGGUUUUAUAUAACCUAUCUAUAAUGUUGAAAAUCUAUGUACUAUAUAAUAAUUCAGAAGGGCUCUAUUCACUACACAGAUUACUUUGUUCAGUCAUCAGCUGCUAAUAGCCUAAGAUUUUUUUUUUUUUUCUUAAGCCUAUGGAACCAGCUAUGCUGUUCUGGUGGGUGAAAGCAGACCGACUCUUAGAGAAACAAAGAGAAAAAGCAAGCCCAGUGUUCCUGUAGGGCACUCUCAGCCCCCAGAACAGUGCAGCGCUCUUUGGCUGCUGGCGGAAUCCCAUGGAUGUGGCCCAGACUACUCCACUCUUCUGAAUAAUUUUGAUUUAUAUUUUCAGCAAGUUAACGUGGGUUUGCCUAUUAUAAAAAGCAGAUAGGACCCAAACCACAGUCGUGCCUCCUUGAAACAAGCCAUCCUACUGUGCUAAGGUUUUAAUAUCGUUUUUCACAAAUAAUAGGGGCUAAUGUUUCUCUCUAGCGGUCCAGGCAGGUGCCGGUUUCAUCUCCAUUUGAAUGCUUGACCUUCUAACAUGUGUGCCUGCGUGUGUGUGCGGGUAUGUAAGUGUUUAUGGGUUUUCAAAGAACAGUAUUCUACAAAAUGGGUUGCUUUUAUAAGAGUUCAGAAAAGGGAAGGAUGUGUGGGGUUUUUUUUUCCUCUCACUAUAGUAUAAGAAUCUAUUUUGGAGGGGAAAAAAAAGAAAAUAUGAGGGCUGUGAAGCGUGAUUUUAUAACUAGUUUCAGUUUUAUCUAAUAACUUACUUUCAAAUCAGUAUUAGCAACAAUCUUACUACGUAUGCAGUGCUUUCAAAAGAUGAUUUUUGAGUGUUCAGUAAAAUUUAGGACAUGAGUAUAUAGUCUAAGGAUCAAAACAAAUGUAAAAAUGGAGGGAAAAAAGAAAAAUCAAAAAGAUUUUCUAUUAUAUUAAGACAAACAUCAUUUAAAGUAUUUUAAAUAUUGAGUUCAUAGGGUUUUGGGGGCAGUUUUUUGUUUUGUUUUGUUUUGUUUUGUUUUGUUUUUUUCCAAUUCUGGCAGUGACAGAAUGGUUUAACCUAACUGGCUUCCUAAGAAAUGUUUAAAACUUCACUUUGGAAAGAAAUUAAUAUUUGUAUCUGUUUUAAAAUAAUAAAUAAGGAUUUCAGAAUUUCUUCCUAGGACCAUUUGUGUGUCCCCUAAAACCCCCAAAAUGGAAAAAAAAUUAAUUGAAGAGAUUGCUUGAGUUUUUCAUUUUGUUUUUAUUUUAUGUUUUGCUUUAAGUAAACAAAAACUUUACUGCAUGCAUAGCACUUAAUGUUAGAGAUUUUUUAAAAAAUCUACUAGUACUAUCAGAAUGUACAGGGAGUGAACUGUCACUAAAAUUCACGGAAAUUAUGAUUUAGUUUACUACUCUUUCACGUCUUGAUUGAAAUAUUUAGUUGUUAACCUGAAAGCCUUUGCAAUUAAGAACUUGCCCGAGUUUUCUUAAUUCAGCAACUCGACAGUUUGACGGAUGUGCAUUAUUUAUAGCUCAGUUAUGUCUGUUUUUUAUGCUAAGUAGGCAAACCAACCACACACACUAACAAACCUCCCUCAAUAUAUAUAAUUAGAAUAAACUGCCUUUUUGUUAUACUCAGGGCCUUUAGGUGUGUUCAUUCAUAAUAUGGAAAUACGGUAAAUGAAAGAUGCCAGCUGAUUCUCUUGAAAAUACCAAACAGGAAGAGUCUAUAGUCUAGUCCAACAAUUGACCUAUCAAUAUUGAGGGUUUCACCUAAGGGUCUAGGUCACAAGAUCUGCUCAAAAUUACCUCCUCUACUUCUUGACCUGUACUUUUGAUCGGUCUCGGAGAACAUCUUUAAACCCCUUCUCCUCUCCCAGUCAGUGCAUACUUUCGCAAACCAGUGGUUAUGACCUGGGAGCCCUAGUGCUUAGGAGAGAAGGUCCCGCAGGCACUUCCUAUCCCUGUGUGUGGCUUUCUUUAUCUGUGUGGCUUUCUUUAUUGGCAGGAUCUGCCUCUGAAGUCACUGCCAGCCUGCUGGGAACUGAAACAGUACUUCCCCUGCCUAACGUGCUGUGAGCCAACAACAUAGGUAGUAUACCUGAGAGCAUUUCAGCCAGGUGAAGCCUCGCCUGCAUGGAGGCGUCUGCAUCUUAAUUAUUUCUCUUUGACACAUUUCCCAAUCCAUGAUGCCACCGGUAUAAUGAAAAAUCCCAGUCAUGGAGGAAUGUACUAAUUUCAAAACUAGGUGUUAAGUCAGAUGUUUUCCCUUUGCACUCCUACCCACACUGCUCCUACCCGUACAUCAAUGUAUGCGAGUCAUCUUAAUACAACUCGUGGUAGAUGAGCAGCGUGUGUGCUAUUAAGGAAAUGCCAUACUAACAAGGGUGACUUAUUGGAGCACAUGCUCUUCAGAGCCUAUCUGGUCAGUGAAAUUAAACACAGCGCGUAUUCUGAGAGCAAGGUGUCAGUGGUGAAUUUUCAGGUGGUUGUUGCCUGUCAUUUAAGUAAAUCUUAGUGAGUUAGAUGAGUUUGCCAUUAAAAUCUUAAACCAGCUACAGUAAAAGACCAGCUUUUGGCUGGGGGGUUUUAAGCAUUGAUAAUUGCUCUAAAACUAGUCACCCAGUUAGGAUAGAAUGUGUUUCUUUCUGGUUAAUAAAACCAUCGAAGAAAAUAUAUAUGUAUGUAUGUAUGUAUACAGUGGAAUUCAAGGACCAAAGCAAAAUUUGAACAGGAAUCUAUUAAUUUAGAAUUUUAUAAGAUAUUUAUUAAUAAAUGUUAUUUUUAAACAUUCCAUUUGAACAGUAUUCUUCUGUAGGUUCUACUUGUUUUUUUUUUUUAAAAUAUUAGUCCAUAAUAAACUACUCUAGUAGUGUGUAUUUUCAUUUUUCAGGGUUUCGGAUGGCUAUUGUCCAUCAUUUGGUGGAAAUGGUUGCUUAGAUCUCUGUGCAUAGACAUUUCAAGGAUUUUUAUUGCUCUGUGAGUUAUUUUUAAUCUGCAUUCUAAACAGUUUUUUUUAACAUGGAUUUCUUCUUUUCAUUUUUAAAGUAAGCUCUUUAUUAAGGAAGCAGAGUUCAGCUAAAGGGAAUCAGUAGUUAUAACUGGAACAGCUUUUUUAUAAAAGUUUAAAAGCAACUUCAUCUCUGCUUCAGUCUACCCACCUCAUUCCCUGGAAGGCCUUGCACUACCAGCUUCCGCAGAGCUUCUAAUUCCUUCCCAAACAUACGCAGUAGGUUUAAGCCAUUCAAGCUCCAUUAUGCAGUAUACUGGAGAAGGGAAAGGAAAUCACCCAUUUAAAUUUGAAUAAAACUGUGCCUAUGUGAACCGUAGCAAUCUAGGAUCUCUUUUCUGCUUUGAAAAUAAUUUAUAUUUUAAAAUUGCACUUUAGCUUUUUUGAUCCCUAUUUGCCUUGUGCUCUUUCUAAUCUAUUUCCUGUCCUAAAACUUGCCUUUGUCCCCCUCUUGUUCCUCCACCCUUCCUGUAAGGCUUUGAGCUGAGUCAUUUAAAAUACUUUACAGAAUAUUUGCACCAGGUACAUUUGUGUGCAUUCGUGAGUAGCAUAGCUAAGACGUGUUUCUCAUAUCAGCCUAGGAGAAGCUUGCUACAAGAAUGCCAAAAAGAGCCAGUAUACUAUAUGGUUUAUACUCUUUAUCCCCUUGUUCAUAGCAUGUUUGUUAAAAAUGUAAUAUUAUGCAACAGAUGUGAGGCAGCAGCUAAGCUACGUUUAAGAAUUUUGUAUCUCAUCCUCCAAACCAAAGUGUCCUGAAUAAGCCAGGAGACUUACUCUUUUGUGCAUCACGGUGCAUAUUUGACAGUUGUCCUAAUCGUAGCCUCUCUGAAGCUGCUGACAUACCAGCGGCCCUAUUAAUUUCAUUUCUAGGUCUCAAAACUACGAUGUGGCCUUGUAACAUGAUUAGGGACAGCACCUCUAUUUUACAUUUGUAGACUAAGGAAGGAUAAGAAGACACAGGAGCAAUAAACUUAGAAAUAAAACCCAGCACCAAAACAAACACACGAAGCCACUUAAAGUAAAAAAACCCUAGCUUAUCAUGUUGUGAAAAUGAAAAAUUAUAUGUCCAUUCAAAAUAUUUUACUAUCUCUUGUGGAGUUUUUCAGUGAUGUAAUGCUUGUAGCCAAAUUGUUUAAAGAGUGUUUAUAUUUUUUUCCUUAUAAAUAGUCUAUUUUUUGAAAAAAAAAAAAAAGAAUAUUUAAGCAAAGCUAAAGAAGGGGGUAAAGCCAAAUUGCCAGCAGUUGUUAAUAGACGAAUACUCUUAAGGACGCUCUGAUACCUUUCCAAGCUUAUCAUCAGAAAGAAAUCAAUAAUUAUCAACUACUAAAUUCAGAUCAACUUAAAAACAUCUAGCUCAUUAGAAGUCAAGAUCUAGAAAGUUCUUCCCAAGCCAUUUAAUGCUUUCUUACAUCAAGCUUUAUAUUAUAGAACUCUAUAGGAUUUUUUGAAGAUAAAAUCACUUAGCCUCAGGACUGAGAAUGUGGGAUCUGAAUAAAUUAGCUUUAAACACAUCAUUAAAAUCUUCUGCACAAUAAGCUCAUUAGAUCUAGUUUCCUUCUUUGGAACUGCUGAUGCUACCAAGGGACAAGGAAAGGUAUCAGGGUGCCCAAAGAUGGGGUUUAAGAGAAAGAACUCUUCUCAGCCAACCAGCCAGUGACAAGACCUGCUCAGCGCUUUACUUCUAAACUCCACUAAGCCCCACCUGCCUCCCAGAGAGAGGAGGGCUGCCUUGGAAGAUUGUCUGGGACCAAAGUUGGAAGUAUCCUCCCUGGAGAGAACAGAGAGUUGGGGAAUCUUCUGGAAAGGCCCAGAAAAAAAAUGGCUUUGUUCAGAUGCAAUGUUCUAGGACAAUUGUAAUAUAAAUAUUGUCCAAAAAUAUAAUUGAGAAAAAAGUUUAGCACUGUGUAAAGUAAGGGUUGACUAAGGAAGUCCCAAAAAAGAAAAAAAGGUGCUGUCACUUUAAGUUCUGGACUUGGGGUUGUUUGUCAUUGUAUAAACAGCGAAGCAUCUGUGUUUGUUUGUCUAUUUGUAAAGCAACCACCUUCCUAUUGGAAGGAGAAAAAUUGGGGGUACAUACAUGUAAAUAUUUGCUGCAGCAUUUAAUAUGUUUAAUUUUAUGUUAAGCUUUUUGUUGCAUUGUGAACACAUUUACUGUUACCAAUGGACAGUGAGUUCAUUAAGACUGUUCGACUGGGUCAGAUUUUUACAUCUCUUUCUAGCAAGAAGAGACAAGAUUUUGUGCAUUUGUACAAAUGUUAAUAUCACUGCAAUUCCAAUAUAAUAAAGCACUCAAAUGCAAAUAAUAUAA